This is a messenger RNA of Phalaenopsis equestris, 2346 nucleotides long. RefSeq lists its product as uncharacterized. Lineage: Eukaryota; Viridiplantae; Streptophyta; Magnoliopsida; Asparagales; Orchidaceae. Bases 232 to 2346 code for a protein of 704 amino acids. The record is from RefSeq and is a predicted model, not a curated record. The transcript is spliced from 5 exons. Gene Ontology annotation, molecular function: zinc ion binding.
UCAUUGGAUUAUUAGUGUUUUGUUUGUACUCAGCCGCAGCCCUGCUCCAUCAAACUGAAAAUUUCUCCUCCUUGUAGGAAGGUGAGAGGAAGAAGAUCGGCGACGAUCCGGAGUCCUGCGGAUCCGCAGCUGGGAUAGCUAAUCGGGGAAUUCUAGCGUUGUCUAGGUCCGUUUUCGUCGUGGAGAGAAAUUUGGGAGAGUUUGCAUUUUGUUGGGGCUUCGGUUGAGUGAAUGCCCGCCAUAAGGAGUUUGGAUGAGGAUGGGAAGAAUUUAGGUUUUGUUGUGAACGGAAGCGAAGGAGGAGGGAGAAGAGGAGGGGGUAUGGAGAAGAAGGAACUCGCGGAAGAGAAGGCUUGCUUUGGACGGGAUGAUGAGAUCGACCCAGACGCUCUCUCUUACAUUGAUGAAAAGAUACAGAAUGUCUUGGGGCACUUUCAGAAAGAGUUUGAAGGUGGUGUUUAUGGCGAGAGCUUGGGAGCAAAGUUCGGGGGAUAUGGCUCAUUUCUUCCUGUAUACUCGCGCUCUCCUUCGAUUUCGCUACAACCUAAAAGCCUACAACCUAAAAGCCCAGUGAAGACUCCUAACCACAAUGUGUCAAGAUCUCCAAACAACUUGCAGUCCCAGGAUGGACAUCAAAACCCAUCUAUUCUAGGAACCACAUCCAUCACAAAGGUCAGCAUUGGAUCUGAUGGACAACUAACUGAGAAGCCAGGCAUAAAGAAGGCCAGCAUUAGCGUGCUCCGGUCUGAGAGAAUUUUACAGUCCCUCAGUAAGCCGGUCAAUUUGAGUGACAAUAAGAUGCAGGAAGUUCGCAUGAUGGUUGGGAAUGAAGAUGCUUUUCCCAGAAAAAAACCUGACAUUUACAGUGAUUUAGGCCUUGAUGUUUCUCCAUCUCCAUCUCCAUCUCCAUCUCUUGAUGAUUUUCCAAAUAGAAAUGAAGAGUGUUCUUCUGAAUCUGCAGAUGCAUUCCUGGAUUCUCCUACCACCAUUCUUCAGAUCAUGACGUGCUUUUCAGUUCCGGGAGGCUAUAUUCUGUCACCUCUUCCUGAUAGCCUGCAAAAUUCAAAUGGAAAAGAGGACAUUUUUCUCACAAAUUUUAAAACAGGAGUGCUGCGCAAAGGACAGACUGAAACUUGUGCUGCUUCAUCCGACACAUCUCUAAACUUAGAAUUUGUCAAUGGCUCCCCUUGCAAGAGCGUUAAAUCAGGAGACACAAGUCAGAUGUUAAGGGAAACAGACCGAUUGAUUUGUGAGGGUGAUGUGAUGCCAUAUUUAAAGAAGGAAACUGGAAUUGAAACUAUUGUAGCACAAAACAUUAUUUGUAGUGCCCCUGAUAUUUCACAAUCAUCUCGUGCUAGUUGCGGAGAUGCAAGAGAAGAGAGACUGAUAAAUGGUAGUUCAGCAACGGAAAUUUGCCACACUGCUGGUAAUCUGAAGGAUUCAGAUAAGCUAUCGCUGAAGGAAAGAAUCCCCGUAUCUCAUGUAAGCACGGAUAGCCAUGCAGAGUUCAUGGAAAACAUGAGAAAUAAUUUUGCAGGGAAUUCAGUGAUGGAAUCUAUCCAUUCCAAUGGGGAAGUGAAUUCUAAAUCUGGUUUAACCACUAAAUCAUACGGAGAAAGAAUUGGAAAUAAUCAAGACACUUCAUGCCAACCAACAGAAACGGAAAGUAGAGCUUUAAAAAAUUUUAACACGACCAAGGUUGAUUCCAAAAGGUAUGAUACUGGGUGGAAGAAUCAUGCUAUUGAACAUAAGGGACCUGCAAACCAAAACCAAAAUCCUGCAAAGAAAGAUGCUUCAUGUGAAAAAGGAAGGAUAGACCAACCAUUAGAUGGAGACAUAAUACCCAUAGUAAGUCCAACUAAUGACUUACCUUGUAUUAAACCAUCCAAGGAAAAUCUGGGAACUUCAUCUUCUGUGGAACUCAAAAGGAAAAAUGGAUUUUCCUAUGAAAGUAAAUUGGAAGAAAAUAAAUCGCAUAAGAAAAAGAAGAAAGGCAAGGCUGUGGAAUCCCAUAAUGGCUUUGGAGAGAGUACUCACAUUCAGAAAGUUGAUGAAAACAAACAUACGUUUGGCUCUUCUAGGUUUAUUGAGAAGUCAAAGUUGGAGCUGGGGCUUGACACGGUUGAUAAUCAUCAAAUUGCUAAUUUAGCCACUGAUGAACCGGGCAUUGCUUCUCUUGCAUGCAAUGCCCCAACUUCAGAUGUAGAUUCCACAAUUAUUUCUUCGGUUAUAAAGGAAAAUUGGGUAAUUUGUGACUUAUGCCAAACUUGGCGCCUUCUACCCUAUGGAACGAAUCCUGAUAAGCUUCCCAAGGAAUGGCAAUGUAGCAUGCAAGUUUGGCUGUAA